AUGGAUUUGGACGCCUUGGCUAAGGCUUAUGAGGUGGUCAAGACCUACCCGACGGUUUUACAGCAGGCGAAGGAUAAUAUGGAGCGUCUCCCAAAGUGUGUUGUCUUGACACGAGUUGGGUCGUUUUACGAGUUAUACUUCCAUCAAGCCGAUGAGUUUGGUCCACUGCUGAACCUGAGAGUCGCACAGAAGAAAACUCAACACGGUCCUGUAUCUAUGGCAGGAUUCCCUUUUAUGCAUCUCGAUCGAUACCUAAAAAUCCUAGUACAAGAAUUGCAUCAGUAUGUUGCAAUCAGCGAUGAAUUCCCAAACAUAUACGCAAAGCCCGGGGCACCGCAGCAAGCUGCUCUCGCAAAGAAUCUGGUGAACCCAGAGGAUUAUAUGGACAAAAAUGAGAUUGGACAGAAGACUGCGAAUAUGUUUAUCCGUCGAGUCUGUCGGAUUAUCACUCCAGGUACACUCAUCGACGAGAAGUUUUUGAAUCCGACAGAAAAUAACUUCAUCGUGGCUAUCUCUCUCCGGCCGAAAUCCGAUCAACUGGUCGCGCAGUCUGACGGUACGGACGAUGCUGAUGCUGAGCAUUUCCAUAUCGGCUUAUCGUGGCUUGAUUUUUCUACAGGCGAUUUCUUCACACAGGUAAGCUCGAACGCAACGCUGAUCAGCGACAUUGCAAGGAUUGCCCCGAGUGAGAUUUUAGUCGACAAAGGUUUGAACAGUGGACCAGCACGCCAUAUAUACCGGAAGCUAGAGGAGCAGCAGUAUUUCAUCACUAUGGAGAAUUUCCCUGAGCUCAACGAAGAACACGCUCAAGGAGGCGAGUCUAGUGAGAUGGACGACGGCAAGUUGAAUGGUCAAAAAAGAGAUUUCUUAAAGGACUGGAAUGAUUUGUUUGAGUCUGAAGAAUCUGCGCCCGACAUGAUCAAAAUAUUGACCCACGACGAGUUGAACGCAUGUACAGUGCUGCUUCGUUACAUCCGAGACAAACUCCCUGAGACGUCGAUCAAGGUUCAGGUGCCGGUCCGCAGAGUGCCAGAUGACAACAUGCUGAUUGACGUCAACUCACUUCGCGCUCUUGAGAUCAAGAAAACUUUGAGAGAGCAGUUGACCAGUGGUAGCUUGCUCAACACGAUCAAGCGUACAGUGACAAAGUCUGGAACGAGGCUGCUUUCGGAUUGGCUGUCAUCUCCGACUACCUCUAUCGCUGUCAUCAAUCAGCGGCAAAACCUGGUAGAGUCGUUUUUGAACGAUGAUCACGUUCUCCAGAUGGUAAUCUUAUAUCUCAAGCGGACUCACGAUGCCAACCGGGUGGUGCAAAGGCUUGCGCUCGGUCGUGGAGAUGCAGAGGAUAUGAUUGCGCUUCUCCAGUCGAUCCAACAGACCGCUAAGCUGCGCGAACUCCUGGCUGAUUACGUCCUCAACAAGACCGAGGAAAACGAGAUUGCAGGACCGACUUUCCAGCAGAUAGUCGAUCGGUUAGCUGACCUGAGCGACCUGGAACGGUUGAUUGUGAAUGCGUUUGACCAGGAGCUGGUGUUUCAGCGUUUGACCGCCGAGGAGCAGCGAUUGGCUGACGAGAUGGCGCGCCUAGAGCAAGGGGUUGCUGAUCUCAACGAGGUUGGCGAGAUCAAGAAGCCCAGUAAGAAAAAGCCACAGACUCGGAAAGGUGCGCCGAUUGAAAUGAUGGAGAUUAUGAAGCGAAAUGCGUCCCGGAGUCUUAUGAGACUACACAACUCUUUGAGGAAGUCGAUAGCCGAAAGAGACAAGAUGGAGCGUGAUUUGAAGGAGCAAUUGGACGCUCCGACUAUUGAUCUUCGAUGGGCUCCAGGCCUAGGCUUUUACGUUCAUGCUGCAGGCAAAGAUUUCGAAAAGUUCGAAAGUGUCGAGACUGAGUACGGGAAUACAGAGGCGAGAUGCAUCAUUGCACGGAAAAAUACUAGGUCUUAUCAUCUGGACCGUUGGACCGUGGUGGGAAGUCGCAUCGACUCGUAUAAAAUGAUGAUCCGAGUAGAGGAACGAAAGAUCUUUAACGACAUCAGGCAGCAGGUAGUCGCACACCUUGCACCGAUCCGAAGAAACGCCCGGGUGUUGGACGAACUAGAUGUUACCUCGUCAUUUGCCGUGUUUGCUCGAGAGCGUCAACUGGUGAGGCCGGUCGUGCAUAACAGGCUUUCUCAUCAUAUUGUCGCGGGACGGCAUUCGACGGUCGAGUACGGGCUGGCGAAAAAGGGAGUAGCGUUUACGCCGAAUGAUUGCUUUUUGGAUGAAAAAGAGCGGCUUUGGUUGAUUACGGGGCCGAAUAUGGGCGGUAAGAGUACAUUUCUUCGACAGAACGCUCUCAUCAGCAUAUUGGCGCAAGUGGGAUCUUAUGUGCCAGCGGAUUUCGCAGAGCUGGGAAUCGUUGAUCAGAUUUUCAGUAGAGUGGGAUCAGCUGAUAACCUGUACCGAGACGAGUCGACGUUUAUGGUUGAGAUGCUUGAGACGGCAGCUAUCCUGAAGCACGCGACACCGCGGUCGUUUGUGAUUAUGGAUGAAAUUGGACGGGGAACGACGCCAAUGGAGGGGCUUUCGAUCGCAUAUGCUGCGCUGCAUCAUCUGUAUCAUGUCAACAAAUGCCGCACGCUUUUCGCUACUCACUUCCACGACUUGGGUGAGAUGAUCGAGGACAUGCCCCACGCUGCGUCGUACUGCACCGACCUGAGUGAAAACGAGCUGGGACUCUACUUUGACCACAGGCUGAGAAAGGGAGUCAACCACCUGUCUCAUGGAAUUCACGUUGCACGAUUGGCAGGUCUUCCAGCUGCUGCGCUUGAAGUCGCAGAAGCCACUUUGAUAAAGCUGGAUCCAUUGGGUUCGGCUGCGCGAAACGGUCGUUCUGAUGACAGUGGUGCGGGCUCGACACAUACCCAUGAACCGGAGAGACACGAGUCGGUUGCUAGUGUAGCUUAA
Myxozyma melibiosi is the source of this 2946-nucleotide messenger RNA. RefSeq names its product muts domain V. The transcript is spliced from 5 exons. Gene Ontology annotation, cellular component: nucleus; mitochondrion. Gene Ontology annotation, molecular function: ATP-dependent DNA damage sensor activity; ATP binding; mismatched DNA binding. Gene Ontology annotation, biological process: mitochondrial DNA repair; mismatch repair. The record is from RefSeq and is a predicted model, not a curated record. NCBI's taxonomy places the organism in Eukaryota, Fungi, Ascomycota, Lipomycetes, Lipomycetales, Lipomycetaceae. The coding region runs from base 1 to 2946 and encodes 981 amino acids.